ACCAUGACUAAUGGCCUUUAAAAAGACAGCAGCUCAGCAACAAGUGUGUGCUAAGCCAAAGUAAAUGCUGAUUUCUGCUCUUUAAUCAUGAAUCCUGUACAGUUACUUGGAACAAUAUUGUUGCUAUGUGUCACUGCCGCCUAUCUCCAGGAAGGACCAAGCUCCGUCUCAGCUUACGCCCUACGGUUGGGUCCGGGAGAAGAAAUCCUCACAUCAUUGUCUAAAUUUGUGCAGGAGAAGAGACUAAAAGCUCCGUUUGUUAUGACUUGUGUGGGCAGUGUCACCAAAGCGACACUUCGGCUGGCAAAUUCAGACGCUCUGAAUACCAAUGAGAUAAUUCACCUAAGCGAGAGAUUGGAAAUAGUGUCCUUGGUGGGAACACUGAAUGAACAUGCUCACCUGCACAUAUCAUUAUCUGAUAAAGACGGGAAGACCAUCGGUGGACACGCUAUCGGCGACCUACACGUCUUCACCACCGCUGAAAUAGUUAUCGGAGAUCUCAGCAACUUAGAAUUCACUCGGGAGAUGGAUGAACGCACAGGCUUCCCAGAACUUGUCAUUAGGCCUCGCUCCGCAAACGUUAGCAGUGCCUAGAUUCUAAAUUAUGUGCCGUUUUUCCCCAGGAAGUGAAUGAGAUAAAUUUGCUUCGAAGCAUGCCUUUUAGGUUGCUCUUUGCAUUUUUGUAUUGAUUGCAAUCAUUUGCUCACACACAGCAUAAUCAGUCAUGUAUGAAAUAGACAGGGCGAAAUCAUUCAGCUAAAUUCUUUAAAAUCCUUGCCAUUAAUUUGGGCUUUUUAUCAACAUUUGUUUAGAUUAUUUUUUUUUUUACGAGCUUUAGCUGAGCUGUCCUACAGGGAUUUGACAAGACUGAUUGGCCCACAGAGGGUAAAGGAUAGCGACAGAGGCUCGGAGGGCUAAUGGAUGUACUGUUUGCUCAUCUUUAUACGGCUACUAUAAGCCACUAAUUGGGAACGACAGCUCAAACAAGCAACAGAGGAGCUGUUGUCAGAUUCACGUGACAUGGGUUUAAAGAAGCAGUUAGGGUGGCUUCACUGCCUGCUCCUGCUUAACACGUAACCUACUCACACUUAUUAGGAGUUAGCCGCCGUACAGAAUAGGGGGAGAUAAGUUAUUUUAGCGCAUGAUAAUUCAUCGCACGGCUUUCUGCCUGGUUCACAGAUUCAGCCGUAAAUGGUUGUAGAUGUUAUCUAUCUAAUCUGUUGGUCUCUCAACAUACAGAGUACUCUGAGCCCGGUGCACAGAGAGGGCAACAAGGGGCAUAAUAUUAAAUUAACAUAUAUUCCCAUGGACCUUGGUGGUGAGGACAGCAGCGAUACUUAAACUUGUAAAUGUAUAAAAUGUAUACAGAUGAUGCGGAUGCAAUAAAAUGAUUUAAUAUACACA
Messenger RNA from Spea bombifrons (plains spadefoot toad), 1404 nucleotides. RefSeq names its product bifunctional protein GlmU-like. The transcript has 4 exons. Lineage: Eukaryota; Metazoa; Chordata; Amphibia; Anura; Pelobatidae. The coding region runs from base 88 to 594 and encodes 168 amino acids. The record is from RefSeq and is a predicted model, not a curated record.